GGAAGAUUUGGACGAUGACGACAUAGAUGAGGACCUGACUCGCGAUGUUCGCCGCCGCACAGAGCCCAGGGAUGCCCGGAUUGCCGUGUCCGAGUCCAUCUGCCGGAAGGAGAACCUGCGGCCACCAAUGGAGCACGAGAUUGAGUUCUUGCUGAAGGACCCAAAGAGUUACAAGACGGGCCAAUCUGUCCACUCUGAAGCAAGAACGCUUCAUGGUUCCUUCACGUUUCGUCUCUUGGUCUUCCCUAUGGGCACGGAGGUGACGAGUCCAACGGGACAGCUGGCCGCCUUUGUGGAGGCGAUGCAGCCGCCCGGCUGCGAGGACAUCCGAUGGGCCUUUGAAGGUGUCAGGUAUCAGAUCACCGUGGUGAAUUGGAAGGACUACCGAAAGUCGGUCUCGAAACAGGAUAACUUCACCUUCACCCGAGAGCACUCAGACAGAGGAUGGCACCACGGAUUUGUGAAGG
Messenger RNA from Effrenium voratum, 467 nucleotides. The record is from the annotation of a GenBank genome assembly. NCBI's taxonomy places the organism in Eukaryota, Dinophyceae, Suessiales, Symbiodiniaceae.